Messenger RNA from Anoplopoma fimbria (sablefish), 3598 nucleotides. RefSeq names its product mitoguardin 1 (gene miga1). NCBI's taxonomy places the organism in Eukaryota, Metazoa, Chordata, Actinopteri, Perciformes, Anoplopomatidae. The transcript is spliced from 16 exons. The record is from RefSeq and is a predicted model, not a curated record. The coding region runs from base 142 to 1911 and encodes 589 amino acids. Gene Ontology annotation, biological process: mitochondrial fusion.
GCUAGAUCGGCCGCUCGAGUCCUUCACGGGGGAACAGCUGAGGUCAGCCGAGGGAGCAGAGUGCGUGGAGGAAUCCGCCAAAGCUUCGGCAGAAUGGUGAUGAGGAUAAGAGAGUUGCCAAGUCAUGGAUAGAUCGCCACGAUGACACAUGAGACCCUCACGAGCUCCCAGCUGUCUGUCAAGGCGGCUGCCCUGCGCAUGGUCGACCUACCUCUGUCCGUGUACAGCUCUCUGGCACAGGUGAGUGUCAGCACAGGCACCAAGAAGCUGGUGGCUGCCACUGCCUUCGGCGCCGUCUCGCUCCUCUUCCUCGCUCGCCGCUUCCAGCGGAGGAAGGGCAGAAAGAAGGCUCAGUGGGAGCAGGCUGGCUAUGAGGUUAUCUCCCCGGCUGCAGCAGGAAACGAUAACACCAGUAAAAACAUCACGCUCUCCCUCAACCCCAAGAACUGCUACACCUCUGGUCUGCUACUCAAUGCUGGAGACUACAGAAAACUAUCCGGGUCUCUGCUGAGCCUGGCCUCGGUAAAAAGCAUGAACUCGUCCAGCAGCAGCACCUGUGCAAAUGUAUCCGCCUGCUGGGACAGAGGGGGGGAAGCUGAUAUCUGCAGUGUGGUCAACUUACCGGUCACCACACCUGAAAACCUCUACCUCAUGGGAAUGGAUUUAUUCGAAGAGGCUCUGCGGCGGUGGGAGGAAGCGUUGACAUUCAGGAGCAGGCAGGACGAGGACGACGCCAGCUGUGCAUCCGUCAAAACGGGAGCCGGAGACGCCAUCGCUGAGCAGAGCAUGGAGGACGUCAUCAGUGCAGAGUUCAUGCACAGGCUGAAGUCUCUGCUGCAGAGGGCUUACAGCCUCCAGGAGGAGUUUGAGGGAGUGUUGUGCAUGUCAGAGCCCUCAUCCCACAGCAACAGCCAGGAUAAAAUGACAGACAUUCUGGCCAGAGAGGAGCUGGACGACUCCUGUCUGAGAGACAGCAUGAGCAUCGCCUCCACGGACUCAUUUGUGUCUGCUGCCGAGCUGACGGAGCACAGAGAGCUGAGGAGCGUCUUCGCUCUGGGUCAUCACCUUUUCUACGAGGAGGCCCUGCAGAUGGCCGAGGAUGGCAAGAUCUCCUGCAGGGUGCUGCGGACUGAGCUGCUCGAGUGUCUUGGGGACGUUGAUUUCUUGGCCAAGUUGCACUGUGUGCGACAGGCAUGUCAGCUCAUUUUGUGCGACAGAACGACCCGGAUGUUUCUUGCCGACACAGGAAAGAAAGUUCUGUCUUCCAUUAUUGUUAAAGCACAGAAGAGCCCAAAGAGAUUCGAGGAAGUGUUUGAGGAGAUGAUUUCCUUCCUGGAGCACACGGAGCACUGGGAGAACACAGAGGUGGAGCUGGCAACACGGGGGGUGAAGCACUUGAACUUCUAUGACAUAGUGCUGGACUUCAUCCUGAUGGACUCGUUCGAGGACCUGGAGAAUCCACCGAUCUCCAUUCAGAACGUUAUCAACAACCGCUGGCUCAACAGCUCCUUCAAGGAGACGGCGGUGGCAUCAAGCUGCUGGUCCGUGAUGAAGCAGAAGAGACAGCACAUGAAGGUGUCCGACGGCUUCAUCGCUCAUUUCUACGCCGUGUGUGAACAGAUCAGCCCCGUCCUGGCAUGGGGCUUCCUGGGGCCCAAGAGCUCCCUGAAUGACUUCUGCUGCUUCUUCAAGGAUCAGGUCUUGCACUUCCUAAAGGACAUUUUUGACCUGGACAAAGUGCGUUACUGUUCUGUGGAGAGUCUAGCAGAGGACAUGCUCCACCUGCUGCACCGGCGCUCCGAGCUGCUGGUGGCCUACCUGGGGGCCGACUCGAUGCGGCUCGUCAACGGCUGCAGCUCCCCGAAGGUGCAGCUGCUGCCCAGCGCCCUGAUGGAGGCUCGGGUGCAAUGAGGGACGAGGAACUUGUAUCCAGACCGACCCGGGUCAUCACACACUACCACACAUGGAGAACUUUUAUUCUUGGGUGAGUUCAGAACCAACUGUUGGACUUUUGUUUUCCGCCCAUCUGUUCCAGAAAUCUGCUCAUUCAAGGAAUUCAAUGUUAAACACUAUUUCACCUCGGUCCGACAACUGCUCAUCACAUCUCCCAUCAUGCUUUGUGGUCUCAUUGCGCUGUAUCUGAGGAUAAAUUGUACCAGCUGCCUUGCCUUCACAGUUGAUCAUUAUUUCCAGUGCGGCCUCCUCCUCCUCCCCCCCCCCCCCAUUGUGCCAUGGCAGAGCACGUUCUAAAAGUUUUAGAAAAUAUCAUAGCAAUAUUUAAACUUGCUGUGAGACAUUUCAGUCAUUAUCUUGCAGUAGUAGAUAUUCCGCUGUGAAACUUAUUCUUAUUGCCGUUAAGAGCAAUUUGUGUGGAGGAAAAAAAAAAAAAGUAUUUUAAUAUUUAUUUUAUUAUAAAGCUUAAGGAUUUAUUUUUUAGAAGUUGUAGUUUUGCCUGUACGCAUCAAUGGAUUUGUGACAAGCUUCAAACAUACACUAGUAUGAAUACCAGUGUUGUAUUUUAAACUCUAUCGUACAGAUUUAUUAGACGUAUAUUUCCACAUCCUACUGAACAUCAACAAUGCUAAACUAUUAAAUACACUUCGUUUUUCUUCCAAGCACACAUUGCACAGGGAAAUCACUGAUUAAAGGGACUAGGUUUGAUAAAUGUUAAAUGUGUUGGGAGUUAUUACAUGUUCUUACUUAUAAGCUGGUUUUUUUUCUUGGCACUGGGAUUCACAAACCUUCUACAAUAUUUAAAUAAAGCCUACAGGGCCUUUAAUCCCAUCACAGUCAGCUACAGGAUAUGAAAUAUUAUACAUAAUUACUUAAUCCUUUAGCUGUUCCAACACUUUUACAUGAUGGGCAGACAUACAAGAAGCCUUACUAUUAAUGCACACAUUUGUCUUGUCUUCAUCACUGAAUGUAAGUCUUAAAUAUACUAUAUAUUAUCGUCUGCUCUGAUCAGUCACUGCCAUGUACAGAACAUGAAUCCUUUUAAAGCUGAGGGCAGCAGUUACAAGAGUUAAUGUUCCAGAAAAUACUUGACAUAUAAUUUAGCAGUCAUUUGCUGUAUUUUCCACCUUGAAAGACAGGUUCAUCUUUAAAACACCACCCACAUAUGUACUUUUUUUGAAGGUUAAUAGUCUGUGUGGUCACUCAUCCUGGUAAUUUGAGGCUACAACAGUCAGUUAGUCAUCAAGUUCAUUUUAUAGUCUCUUUAGGUUGGUAAUGUCCAUAGAUGGCGCUUCCUUGAGCUCAAACUGAAUAAUUUGCAACUAUUGUUUUUUUUCAUAUAUCACAAAGCCUCUUGCAUGUGGAUUCAUUUUUGGUUUUGGAAAGUUGUUGGUUGUUACUCUCCAUGUUAAACUACACUGGUGAUGGUACGGAAGUUUGUUUUUAAGACCAAGAAAAAUGUGACUGUACUUUAAGAUGUUAUUGUCAACACAGAGGGCAUUUUUACAUUUGUGAGUUCACCAUGUUUUGUUUUUUUAAUAAAUUAAGAAAAUAAAUACUGAUGUGUUUGUUGUAUUUUUCCUAUCAAGUCUUGUAUAAACUUUAGCUUCUUUCUCCACAAUGUUAAAUAAACUAAAGUGAAUGA